Messenger RNA from Rhodamnia argentea, 1179 nucleotides. Its product is annotated as putative disease resistance protein RGA3. The record is from RefSeq and is a predicted model, not a curated record. Lineage: Eukaryota; Viridiplantae; Streptophyta; Magnoliopsida; Myrtales; Myrtaceae. Gene Ontology annotation, biological process: defense response to other organism. The coding region runs from base 1 to 1179 and encodes 392 amino acids. The transcript has a single exon.
AUGCCGUCUUACUUGAAACGAUGUUUCGCUUAUUGCUCGAUAUUCCCGAAGAGCCGCGAGUUCCUCAACUUCGAUCUGAUCCAACUGUGGAUCUCCAACGGGUUUAUCCAAUCCAGCGGAAAUAACCAGGAGCUGGAAGAGAUCGGACGGCAGUAUUUGGGGGAGCUGUGGUCGAGAUCCUUCUUCGAUGUUGUCGAGGGAGACUAUCCGGUGGUGACCUUCCGAAUGCACGACCUCAUUCACGAGCUUGCCGUUUCUGUGGCACAAACCGAAUCGGCCAACAUGAAAGUGCGAGCGCAGGAUAUUUCCCUGACGACUCGGCAUUUAUCAUUUCCCGACCCAUCUCUUCUACCAAAAGAUGAAAUAGGCGGCUUCUUGAGCAAACUCAGCCGCGUUCGUAGCGUCAUCUUGUUUGAGAAGGGCUCCUCUGGGGAGUUCUUUCUGGAGAUGUGCAUUUCGCGAUUCAAGCACUUGCGAGUGCUAUGGCUACAGAUCUCUAGCUUUGACCAACUGCCUAGUUCCAUUGGCGGUCUAAAGCAUUUGAGGUAUCUUAGUUUACGCGACGACGGUGAUAUCAAGAAACUCCCCGAAUCGGUCUGCGAGCUUCACAAUCUGCAGUGCUUAGACCUUCUCGGGUGCUCGGAACUCGAGGAAUUGCCUGUAGACAUGAAGAACAUGAUCAGCCUCCGCGUUUUGUGGAUAACCACGAAACAGCAGCGUCUCCCAGAGAAUGGGAUCGGAUGCUUGACCUCUCUGCGGUGGCUCUUCAUUGGAGGGUGCGAGAAUUUGGAGGCCUUGUUCGAUGAUAUCCAAUCGCUCACGUCGCUCCGUAAGUUGUUAAUUGCAGGUUGUCCGAAGUUGGCCUCCUUACCACAAGGCAUCAAGAAUCUGAAGGCAUUGGAGGAUCUCUGCAUUGGCCACUGCGAGAGCUUGAGGCUGCCAGAAGGCGAAAGUAAUGGGGCAAACUCCAUGUCGAGGCUUCAAUCCAUCAGAUUCGAGGAAUUACCGCAGCUAGUUUCUUUCCCCGGGUGGCUCGAAGGUUCUGCAAGUACGCUGCAGAGGAUAAGAAUUGAGCAUUGUCCCAACUUGAGUGAAUUGCCCGAGUGGCUGCAAAAUUGUUCUUCUCUGAGAAAACUGGAGAUUAAGAAAUGUCCUGGGUUGACCUCUUUACCAGGUUAG